Messenger RNA from Drosophila ananassae, 1203 nucleotides. RefSeq lists its product as uncharacterized. Gene Ontology annotation, biological process: regulation of DNA-templated transcription. Bases 596 to 1090 code for a protein of 164 amino acids. Gene Ontology annotation, cellular component: DRM complex. The transcript has 2 exons. Lineage: Eukaryota; Metazoa; Arthropoda; Insecta; Diptera; Drosophilidae. The record is from RefSeq and is a predicted model, not a curated record.
UACAAAGUCCCCAUAUUAAAAUUGGAAUAUAAUUAUAAAUAAUGUUUAAAAGAUGGAUCUACCUCACUCUCCAUAUUGAUAAUAUUUUAAUUCAUAUAUACCCCCUUGAUUUAUUUUAAAUACGCCUCUGGAACGAGUAGUAGGCCGAGUCUGGAGGCAAACUGGCCAAGUGUGGGGAGCGCCUGCUGAUAUAUUGUUUACAAGAAGCCGGAGUCCUUUGAAAAUGCCUUCUAAUGGCCAGUAACCAGCUUUUGCAGGGCUUCCUGCGUUGUUGACCUUGGUUGCAAUCCUGGCAAUCCCUGGAAAUUUGCAUAUUCACGCACUCUCCCCUUGACGUAUCCAAUUUUGAAGAUGGCAACCCUCCUGCCGGGAUUUCGGUGUGACAAUUAAUUUUGCGCAGCUCAUUAGGCCAUUAAGGAAACCCUCGCCAGGGGGUGGCUUAAAAUAUGGAUUCUAAACUUGCCAUUCUAGCAAAUUGGACUACAUAAAAGCUAAUGCCUGGGCCCCUUCUGUUCCGAAAUGACAGGUGAACGAGGUCAAUUGGGAAUCUUGAAAGUGUCAGGGCACACCUCGAAUGCAGCCCUGCCCCAUGUGAAUGACAACUAAAAGGGAAAGGCAGCAAACAAUUUCCAAAAGUUUGAGGUUCUACAAAAUAAUGGAAAGAAACGAAAAAUCCAUUAAAGGCGACUACGAAUGCCAGGAGUUUCUCGCGCUGGACGAGCCCAUUAUAUAUCCUCCAGAAAUUACGGGGAAGACGGAAAACACGGGUAGCUCGAACGAGGAAAGCGGCGAAGAGACCGCGGAGGAGGGUCAUCAGGAUCACAAGAACCUGGACUCCAUUGAAACCGAAAUGGAUGAGAAGUGCGAGAGGGAGCUGGAGCAGGAGGAGGCAGGUGUUCCGAAGAGAGACUCCGAGGAGGACCUCCGCAAGAUGAAUGAACUGAGUCUCCUGUCGACCGCUGCCAUGAUAGCCUACAUCCAGUGCCUGGAGUCGCAGCUCUUCGAGUUGGGACAGCGCGAGGCCCGGGAGCUCAACCGGAGCAAACACCUGCGCAUCUUCGGCGGCACCCGCCGUCGCUCCAACAAGUGAAAAAAUGUGACCUAAGUGGCAAAUCAGCUUAUGCCACUGCUGCUACUCCUGCUGCUCCCUUUGCUGACUUUGAUGGUAUCUGAUAUCGAAUAAAGGUUCGUCAAUGAAACCAA